AUCUUCUUGUAUCCACAGGAAUUUUAGUAUGACUGCUUUGAUUUCGGCCGUUCUUGGUUCUUUUGCGUUACGUCGAAGAGUUUCAAAUUUAUUAAUAAGAACAAUAGUUGCAAAAUAAUCUGUUUUAAUCAUGGAUGAUGAGUGGGAUGUGGACAAUGUCGAACCGAAAUUUGAUCUCGCGAUGAGGUCAAACAAAUGGGAGGGGGAGGACGAAGAUGAAGAUGUUAAGGAUAGCUGGGAAGAUAUUGAAGAAGAGAAGAAGGAUGUAGAUAAACCUGCCGAAAUCACCAAACCUAAAGCAAAACCAAAACCCAAGAAAGCUCUCGCAGAAAUGAUUGAAGAACGCGAGAAAAAAGCGAAAGAGGAAGCUGAAAGAAAAGCUAAGGAAAAGGAAGAAACGUUGACUCCGGAAGAAAAGAGAGAGGAGCUAUUAAGGAGACAAAGGUUGCAGGAAGAGGCAGACCUACGAUUGGCAAUGGAAACAUUUGGUGUAACUGAAGAAACAUCAACAGGCCUUGAUGCUAUGAAUCCUAAUACGAAAGAAGAAUUUGACCAAUUUGCUGUAGCACUUUCACAAAAAAUCAACGAAUUUAAAAAACAUUCUGAAUUCCCACCAUUCGCAGAGGAACUUAUAAAAUCCAUUGCCUUAAACUUAUCAUCACAUGCUUUGAAGAAGGUGAAAACUCUGGUGGAUAAUUUAUUAAUAGAGAAACAAAAAAUGGAAAAAGGAGAAAAAGCAAAGAAACCAAAAGGAAAGGGCAAAGCAAAACUUAAAAUUGAAGGAGAAAAUACCAUGUUAAGCGAGUAUGGCGACUAUGUUUAUGAUGAUUAUGAUGACUUUAUGUAGCGACUUUUCAUAUUAAGAAGUAUUCUAGUCGCCUAAAUACAUAUUGGAAGAUAUUAACUUGCAGAUUUAUACAAAAAAUUUAUAAUUAUACCUUUUGCAUAUAACAAUUAUAUGCAAAAUGUAUAUGCAGAUUAAUCUGCAUUCUUAACAUUAUCUGCAUACGACUUAACAGAAAUCAGGAGAGAGUGUUAGAGUUACAUUGCUAUAUCUUUAAUCUGUUGAAAUAAAUUUUUUUGUAUAAUUACAUUUACUUGCAUCAUUAAGUUAAUAUCAAAUAUUUCUUGUAUUCUUAUACAUAAAAGGAAUUUGUCUGCAUAUUUAUAUGAUUAACAAAUAUCAAUAUAGUUGUGUUAUAAGCACUUAACAGAAAAAUAAUAAUCCUAAUUUUUUAUUACUCCAAGUGCAACGAAGUAUUUUUAAUUUAAUAU
Messenger RNA from Polistes canadensis, 1275 nucleotides. RefSeq names its product eukaryotic translation initiation factor 3 subunit J (gene eIF3j). The coding region runs from base 131 to 847 and encodes 238 amino acids. Gene Ontology annotation, cellular component: eukaryotic translation initiation factor 3 complex; cytoplasm. Lineage: Eukaryota; Metazoa; Arthropoda; Insecta; Hymenoptera; Vespidae. The record is from RefSeq and is a predicted model, not a curated record. Gene Ontology annotation, molecular function: translation initiation factor activity. The transcript is spliced from 6 exons.